This is a messenger RNA of Echinops telfairi (small Madagascar hedgehog), 3638 nucleotides long. It is a transcript of the gene MAU2, whose product is annotated as MAU2 sister chromatid cohesion factor. Gene Ontology annotation, cellular component: SMC loading complex; chromatin. The record is from RefSeq and is a predicted model, not a curated record. Gene Ontology annotation, molecular function: protein binding; double-stranded DNA binding. NCBI's taxonomy places the organism in Eukaryota, Metazoa, Chordata, Mammalia, Afrosoricida, Tenrecidae. The transcript has 19 exons. Gene Ontology annotation, biological process: maintenance of mitotic sister chromatid cohesion; mitotic sister chromatid cohesion. Bases 1 to 1842 code for a protein of 613 amino acids.
AUGGCGGCUCAGGCGGCGGCGGCGGCCCAGGCGGCGGCGGCCCAGGCGGCGCAGGCCGAGGCGGCCGAAUCGUGGUAUCUGGCGCUCCUGGGCUUCGCAGAGCACUUUCGUACCUCCAGUCCGCCCAAGAUUCGCCUGUGUGUACACUGCCUGCAGGCUGUGUUCCCCUUCAAGCCUCCGCAGCGCAUCGAGGCCCGCACGCAUCUCCAGCUCGGCUCCGUGCUUUACCACCACACCAAGAACAGCGAACAGGCGCGCAGCCACCUGGAGAAGGCGUGGCUGAUAUCUCAGCAAGUCCCACAGUUUGAGGAUGUCAAGUUUGAGGCUGCGAGUCUCCUCUCUGAAUUGUACUGCCAGGAGAAUUCCGUGGAUGCAGCAAAGCCCCUCCUGCGGAAAGCCAUCCAAAUCUCACAGCAGACGCCAUACUGGCACUGUCGCCUGCUCUUCCAGCUGGCUCAACUGCACACUCUGGAGAAGGACCUGGUGUCGGCCUGUGACUUGCUGGGUGUCGGGGCUGAGUACGCUCGAGUGGUGGGCUCUGAGUAUACACGGGCGUUGUUCCUGCUCAGUAAAGGCAUGCUGCUCCUGAUGGAACGGAAGCUGCAAGAGGUCCACCCACUGCUGACGCUCUGCGGGCAGAUCGUGGAGAACUGGCAGGGGAACCCCAUCCAGAAGGAGUCGCUGCGGGUCUUUUUCUUGGUGCUGCAGGUGACCCACUACCUGGAUGCUGGGCAGGUGAAGAGCGUGAAGCCGUGCCUGAAGCAGCUGCAGCAGUGCAUCCAGACGAUCUCCACGCUGCACGACGACGAGAUCCUCCCCAGCAACCCCGCUGACCUCUUCCACUGGCUGCCCAAGGAGCACAUGUGCGUGCUCGUCUACCUGGUGACCGUGAUGCACUCCAUGCAAGCUGGCUACUUGGAGAAGGCGCAGAAGUACACAGACAAGGCUCUCAUGCAGCUCGAGAAGCUCAAGAUGCUCGACUGCAGCCCUAUCCUGUCCUCCUUCCAAGUGAUCCUGCUAGAGCACAUCAUCAUGUGCCGGCUCGUGACUGGGCACAAGGCCACCGCUCUGCAAGAGAUCUCCCAGGUGUGCCAGCUGUGCCAGCAGUCCCCACGGCUCUUCUCCAACCACGCGGCGCAGCUGCACACGCUGCUGGGCCUGUACUGUGUCUCGGUGAAUUGCAUGGAUAACGCGGAGGCCCAGUUCACCACGGCCCUGCGGCUCACCAACCACCAGGAGCUGUGGGCCUUCAUUGUUACCAACUUGGCGAGUGUGUACAUCCGGGAAGGAAACAGGCACCAAGAGGUACUGUACAGUCUGCUGGAGAGGAUCAACCCAGACCACAGCUUCCCCGUCAGCUCCCACUGCCUCCGGGCGGCUGCCUUCUAUGUUCGUGGGCUCUUCUCCUUCUUCCAGGGGCGCUACAACGAGGCCAAGCGCUUCUUAAGGGAAACUCUGAAGAUGUCCAACGCCGAGGACCUGAACCGGCUGACGGCCUGCUCCCUGGUGCUGCUGGGCCACAUCUUCUAUGUGCUGGGGAACCACAGGGAGAGUAACAACAUGGUGGUGCCUGCCAUGCAGCUGGCCAGCAAGAUCCCAGACAUGUCUGUGCAGCUGUGGUCGUCAGCUCUGCUCAGAGACUUGAACAAAGCCUGUGGGAAUGCGAUGGAUGCACACGAGGCCGCCCAAAUGCACCAGAACUUCUCACAGCAGCUACUCCAGGACCACAUUGAGGCCUGCAGCCUUCCCGAGCACAACCUCAUCACGUGGACAGACGGCCCGCCCCCUGUGCAGUUCCAAGCCCAGAACGGACCCAACACCAGCCUGGCGAGCCUCCUGUGAGACUGGUCCUGGGGUGGCCCUGGUGCGACCCCACAGGCCUAUCCAGAGCUGCUCUUUUCUGCCGUAGUGUGGGCGCCAUCUUUUGUGCAGCAGCCAGGACACGCGCACCUUGCUGGAAGGACACACAGCUGUGGUGGGUGCCUCAGGCUGGAGCCACCCUGGGAGUGGAUGCCAAACUCAUGGCCCUUCUCUGCAGUGGGUCAAGCCCAUAGGAAGCAGGGCUCCGUAGGGCAUAGCCCUCCAUGCCUGGUGGUGACCUCCACUUUGACGGCUCUGGACCCUUGCAGAUUGUGCAGGCAGCAUCCAAAGCCACGUCUUUGGCUCAUAAGGGAAAUUUGGAGGAAAGAAGUAACCACUCUCGGAGGGGCCAGUGUACAGCCACUGCAGUGCUUGUCCCCGCCUCUCCACAUCCACCCAAGGGCCAAGGCCACUGCCCAGGGACUCCCUUUUCCGGACACUAUCAGCUGCGUAUUCAGAAGUACGUGUGCAUAGAUGCGUGCAUGUGCACGCACAUGGGAGCCUGUGGCCUAGGGACCUGGAGCUGGAGCAGGGCCUCCAGCCAGAAUGAGAGGCCUUUCCUCACAGUUCCUUUGUGGUCCAGUCUUAGGGAGGGGGGGCGGUCCCCUACUCCCCGACACCGGGUCUCCUAGAGAUGGGCGCAGGUGCUCUGCCAGCCUCAGGCAGCUGGCCUGCUGCAUGCCCUGCCUGGCCAUCCAGGAGGUGCCCAGCAGGCACUAGACUGGCUAGACAGCCUCCUGUUCCUGGCACCACAGCACACACGGCAGGCAGCCGGAUCCACCAGCUGCCUCACUGACCUGAGCGUCCUCAUCACACCUGUGCUGCGAGGCCUCUGCUCUGAGUGCAUCCAUCUGCCCAGGACGUGGGCACCUGCCGAGUCCGUGUUGCCGUCCGGACACCUUACCAUGCCUUAGCCUGGGUUGCCUCAGGAGUUCCCCCCACCUGUCUCCCCCCCCAAGCCUUGUCCUCUGCCCAGUUCCAAUGGAGCAGAGCCUCGGAGGGAGCCCCCGGCCCCUCCACCCACAGGCCAGGCCCACCCGGCACAACUCCCCGGCCUCGCCUGCACCAUCACCUUGUGCAUCAUGUUCGUCUGCGUAUUUAUUAAGCCUUUCUCUUCUCCUCGUAGGGCGUUUGUGUUAGAGCAGCUGGAGUAAGAACCUCACAGCUUAACACCUGCCCUGGUGUUUGCUUUUAGUACCACCUUGUUCUCUGUGUAUAUGUGAAAUUAAGGAUAAAACAGUAAGUUUACAGUCAAAACCCAGUACUCGAUAUUUAAUGUUCCACACUUCAUGGAAGCCAAACAGUAUAUGGGGAGUGUAUGUGUGUGUGCGUGUGAUCUUUGAACUUUUCUUUGCAGCAGCAACUUCGAUUAUAUAAAAGCUUUUACUACUACUACCCUGAGUCCCUAUCUAAUGGGGAGGGCCAAGGAAAGUGAAUUUCAGGACAUCAUUGGGCCUCUGGCGCCACCUCGUGGCCAGGCGCGUGCUCGAGGGCUGUGUGCCCCCAGCUCAAGCUUUGAGCCUGCUGCCCUAGCCGGUGGAGGACACAGAGCCGCUGGUGACCAGCUAGCUUCUUGGUUCCCUUGUCUCUUUUGCUAAGAGUUUUAAUAAUGAGUGUGUUUGGCAUCCUGUCUUUUAAUGGGUUUGUAAUAUUUUGAUUUUAGCAGCCUGUGCUUUUAACUUCAGCUGGUGCUUUUAAUCAGGAAAAGACCGAAUAACAGAACACAGCGCGCCUGUGAGCCGCCUCCUGUGUAUCCAAAGUAAAGGAACUUGGCAGGA